AUGGAUCAAGAACGCAUUGCCGUUUUUUUAUGUAUUAGACGUCUCGAAGAUCGAAUUGGUCCAAUCGGUUACAAAAUAGAAAAAUUUAUUUGGGGUGAUGGUCGAGCAUUACACGCAUUUUUGAUGAUAUGGCCAUUAAACGACAAUCAUUUAACGGUAAUUGAAAUCGGUGUGACCAGUUCGAAAAAAAUGAUAUUGGAUAUUCAACAAGUUGAUGAUUUUUUACCAUCAAUUGUACAAAUAGAAUUUCUUGGAGUAACUUCGUAUAAAUUAAAAAAUUUGAUUAAUGAUGCUAAACUUUAUACUAAACUGAAUCGACACUAUAAUGCCAUAUUUAAUAAUUGUCGUUCACUAGUCGAAUGUUUACUCUAUAAAAUUCCAGAAUUUAAUAGUUUACCACGUAAAAAACGAUCAGUACUUGAAUAUUAUCAUCAACAAUCAAAAUUAAAUUAUCAGACAAAAACAAAACGACAAUUUCAAACAAAUAAAAAACAAAAAUUAUAUAAAUCGAUCAUACACAGUUUACAAGUAUCCAGUGUGGAUGUUUUAACCAAGUCAGAUGACUCAUAA
This is a messenger RNA of Didymodactylos carnosus, 570 nucleotides long. The record is from the annotation of a GenBank genome assembly. NCBI's taxonomy places the organism in Eukaryota, Metazoa, Rotifera, Eurotatoria, Philodinida, Philodinidae.